Drosophila navojoa is the source of this 1123-nucleotide messenger RNA. Its product is annotated as cyclin-dependent kinase 20. Gene Ontology annotation, biological process: protein phosphorylation. Gene Ontology annotation, molecular function: protein serine/threonine kinase activity; ATP binding. Gene Ontology annotation, cellular component: nucleus. Lineage: Eukaryota; Metazoa; Arthropoda; Insecta; Diptera; Drosophilidae. The record is from RefSeq and is a predicted model, not a curated record.
UUCGUAAACAACCUGACAACAGGUGGCUAAGUGGACGGACUUUUGUUUUGUUAGCGUUAUUCGCAGGGUAACGACUGUUUGGUUUACUGUUAUGACCGUUGCCAAGGGCUACGAAAAACGAAUGAAUAUUAAAGAAAAAAAAUUGUGAAGAGCUGCACUCAAUUAGCGAAUUUAAAUCAUGGAGGACUAUGCGCCCAGUCGCUAUAAAAUGCAGGAUAAAAUUGGUGAAGGCGUGCACGGUUGUGUGUUCAAGGCCCUCGACUUGCAGCGCAAUGUGGAGGUGGCCAUCAAAAAGGUGGCAUUGAAAAACAAAUUCGGCAACAUAUCGUUGAAUACGCUGCGCGAGAUCAAAACACUUCAAUUGUGCAACUCGGAAUAUAUACUAAAUAUAAUUGAAAUAUAUCCGGAUCUGACGGGUCUUUCGUUGGUGUUGGAGUAUAUGCCCGACACACUGUACGGUCGACUGAAGAGUGAGGUGAAUCCGUUGAGUCGUCAGCAGGUGCGAAAGUAUUCCCUGAUGAUGUUCAAGGGUAUGGCCUAUCUGCACGAGGCGGGCAUUAUGCACAGGGAUAUCAAACCAGCUAAUUUGCUGAUCAGCCAUAUGGAUGUCCUAAAAAUUGCUGACUUUGGCUUGGCACGUCUCUACUUUCCCGAUGAGGAGUCGCGCUUGUACUCGCCACAGGUCUCUACUCGCUGGUAUCGCGCACCCGAAAUACUGUGGGGCAGUCAAAAGUACGGACCUGCCGUUGACUUAUGGGCAUGCGGUAAUGUGCUGGCCGAAAUGCUACGGGGCGUACCGCUCUUUGCAGGCACGACGGAUAUCGAACAACUGGCCAUAAUAAUACGAACGUUGGGCAGUCCCCGUCUAAACGAAUGGCCAGAGUUAACGUCACUGCCCGAUUACAGCAAAAUAAGGUUUCCCAAUUCGGUGGGCAUACAUUGGAACAAUUUGUUUCCAAGCUGCACACAUGCCGUUGAAAUUGAUUUGGUAUCCAAUUUGGUCGUUUACAAUCCAAAGAAUCGACUUAAAGCCACAGAGGUAGGUCCUUAUAUUAUAACUAAUGGACGACAUACCAAAAUAUUCGUUUCCAUCUACAUUUAUUUUGCAGGCCGUCGAACAUAA